Messenger RNA from Geodia barretti, 471 nucleotides. The record is from the annotation of a GenBank genome assembly. Lineage: Eukaryota; Metazoa; Porifera; Demospongiae; Tetractinellida; Geodiidae.
AUGAUCGUGCCUGAACGUAGCGGAAGACUGGAAGGGAAAGUUGCCAUCGUAACCGGCGCCGGCUCCAGCGGGCCCGGGGUCGGUAAUGGGCGGGCGACGGCGACGCUGUUCGCUCGCGAGGGCGCGCGGGUUCUGCUGGCCGACAUGACCGUCGAACGGGCCGAGGAAACCCAGCAGAUGAUUCAUGCGGAGGGCGGCGUGUCGUCCACGAUUCAUGCCGACGUUACCAACGCCGAGGAUUGCCGGCGCAUGGUGGAGGCCUGCAUCGAGCGAUACGGUCGGCUGGAUAUUCUGGACAACAACGUGGGGAUUUCGCGACGCGGUACGGUGGUGGAAGUUUCCGAAGAGGACUGGGACCAGGUGAUGUCAAUUAACGUCAAGAGCAUUGUGCUGGCCAGCAAAUAUGCCAUCCGCACAUGGUCGCAGCCGGCGGCGGUUCCAUCAUCAACAUCUCGUCCAUCGCCGGUCUGA